AUGUCUAACUCCAAGAGGACUCACAUAUCAGCUUACCAGAUGUAUUCUCAGCAUUCAAAAUCUAGCCGUCACAGUCGUUCUUCGAGUUCAGAUGGUUCACACAAUAACCAUGAGAGAAAGUCGGUCGAUUUGAAAGGAAUUAAACGUUCGGACAGCACCAGUUCCCAAGACUUACACAUGCGCAGAGAGAAAAGCUAUGACUCUGAUGAUGAAGUUUUAAAACGCCAUGCCUCAAAAAGCUCACCUUCAAAAGAUCAUUCUUCUGAAAAGCAUAGAUCUCUUAAAUAUUCGGAACAGAAAGAAGAUGUUCGUAAAAAGCAAGCAGAAAAUGACAGAAAGCACUCUACCCGAUCACUGAUGGAUAUUGACUUCAGUAACACUUCUAAGAGCAGUUUAUCGAGGUGGAAAGAGCACACUUCUCAUCAUGAUUUUUCUUCUGAAGAAGAGUCCCAUGGACAUGUAGACAGGUACAAUGACUGGAAAGGUACGAGACGAUAUAGUAAAUAUUCUGAUUCAGAAGAUGAGGGUGACAUGUGGCAUAACACCAGCAAAAGUAGACGGGCUUGGAAAAAUUCAUCACCAUUAACUCAGCCUUCUGAUUAUGACUCACAGCCUGCUGCACUUGUAGUUGAUAUGGUAGACAGACUGCAUAACAAAGAGCGCAAAGAGGUCGUCAGGAGACAAAUUAAUGUUAUCAAGAGCAGUGAGCAAACAUAUUUAGUCAUACCUUCCGGGCUGCCAGCACUCUAUCUUCAUGGCCGAGGCAAGAUCACAGUGCUGAUGGGCAGCGUAAACAUUCUGGGUUGUGAGCUGCGAAGCAAAUCUUCCUAUGAUGUUUACUCCCCGACCUCUGGCAGCCUGCUAGCAGUCCAGGUAGCAGGUGAUACUAAAUUCAAAGCUGCUGAGGUGAAAGCAGAGCUCUCAAAGUUGGGCGUAAUGGAAAAUGACAAAACUUUUGAGUGUAUUGGCAACAACACCAUUGCAGUCAUCAUGGUGGAUCGUCUGGAGUCAGCUCUGUGUGACUACAUCACCAGUUUCAUUCCCUACACUCAGCUGUUCAUCGCCACUCCAGCUUGGGACAUUGAGCCAUCUGAGCUGAAAGGUGUGACACUGCCAAAACUGGGGUUGAAGUUGACACCGCAGAAGGAGAUGGUGCCAGCAUGCAUGAAUCUGUCACAGGACCUGGAGACUGUUCUCACCAAAUGGACAAAUCUUCUGUCAGGCACCAAAAGAGGGCCUAUUGUGCUGUGUACUGGAGCAAAAAAUACUGGGAAGUCCACUGUGAACCGGAUGCUUAUAAACACAGCUUUCAAAAGCGUUAGUAGUAUUGCUUACCUCGACUGUGAUGUAGGCCAGACCGAAUUCUCACCACCUGCUACCCUGUCUCUUCAUGUCCUCACACAGCCAGUACUAGAGCCACCAUUCUGCCAUCAGAGACAUGCUGAAAAAAUGGUGUUUUAUGGGGAAACAACACCAAACUAUGACCCAGAUUUGUAUGUCCAGUGCCUGAAGUUCAUUGUUGAGGCAUACCGUGAGUUGAGGCCACAGUUGCCCCUGAUAGUGAACACUAUGGGAUUUCUGGAAGGGGCUGGUUUAAUGUUGCUGAUUGACACACUACAUUUGGUGAAGCCUGACUUGGUGGUACAAAUUGAAAGUUUCAACCCGUCAGCAAACCUGCCUCCAGUAACUCCAGAGUUUGUAGCUUCCGAGGAAGGCUGGAUGUUCACUAAAACCGCAGUUAAGGACCCACAGCUGAAAGUAGAAGAGGCACACCCACAUGAAGUAGUCCUCCUUCCAACUCUUAUAAGCCAGAUGAGGGAUUUCAGCUUUACUUUUAAACUCAAGCCAGUGGAUCUCCGCAACCUGACACUGCUGGCUGCUUUGUCCAUGAACCUAGAAAGAGGCAUGACCCUGAACUCUUUACCCCCAUAUGCAGUGCCCUAUAGGCAGUUUGGUGUCAGCAUAUGCCACCAUAAGCUGACAGGGGAAGAAGUGCUGACUGCCAUUGAUGCCAGUGUUGUGGCCUUGUGUGUGGCAGAUCUGUCCAAGGCAGAGCGUGUGAGCGAAGACCUGCCUUUAAUUUUCCAUGAGAUGCCAAUUUGUGCGUGUCUUGGACUGGGUAUUGUGCGUGGCAUUGACACAGAGAGGGGCCUGUUGUAUUUGGUGAGCUCCCUACCCAGGGUGCGUCUGCAAAUGAUGAACACAAUCCUGAAAGGGUCACUCUCUUUGCCAGAUCAGAUUCUUCUGAAACAGACAAGCUCUGAACCCAUACCAUAUGUGGAUGCACUGGCACCCUCAACUGCUGUGGCAUCCGUGAGGCCAAGAACAAGAAUGCCCAGAAUCUCAUUUGGUGCUAAGAAGUGA
Candidula unifasciata is the source of this 2364-nucleotide messenger RNA. The record is from the annotation of a GenBank genome assembly. Lineage: Eukaryota; Metazoa; Mollusca; Gastropoda; Stylommatophora; Geomitridae.